Molecule: messenger RNA, 1491 nt
Organism: Colossoma macropomum (tambaqui)
Lineage: Eukaryota; Metazoa; Chordata; Actinopteri; Characiformes; Serrasalmidae
Product: serine/threonine-protein kinase pim-2-like
Exons: 10
Coding region: 1-1491 (496 amino acids)
Biological process (GO): regulation of mitotic cell cycle; negative regulation of apoptotic process; protein autophosphorylation
Cellular component (GO): cytoplasm
Molecular function (GO): protein serine/threonine kinase activity; ATP binding
Source: RefSeq, a predicted model, not a curated record
AUGGUGAAGACAAAGGAGCUGUCUGAGGACAUCAGAAGUGCUAUUAUUAGCAAACACAAGACUUCCAAAGGGUAUAAGGCCAUCUCCAAAGACCUUGGUAUCCCAGUUUCAACAGUGCGCAAUGUUAUUAAGAAGUUUGCCUGCCUGUCAAGAACCUCCCUGGACGUGGGGAAAAGAGGAAAAUUGACAAGAGAAGUCUUCGAAGCUGACAAGACUGAUGAAGAAAUUCUGAAGUUAUUUGAGGCUUUUGAAAGAAGAGUCCUGCUGAAACUUACACAAAUGCAUGAGGAAUUUAGGGACGCCAUCGGGAGAUUACUGGAGAAGAGCACAGAUGCUCCACGAGGAAAGAGAAAGAGAAAGGAGGAAGAAUUCUGGACUGUUCCGGAGGGAACAACUGAGGUUCCCAACAUUGAAGCUCCAGCAGGGAAGAGGGUGAAGCAGGCAGUGAACCAGUCCAAGAGAACGAGUCAGGGACAGGAAAAAGCCACUGAGCCAGAUGCUCCACGAGGAAAGAGAAACGAGGAGGGAUGCAGCCAGAAUGUUGCAGAAAGAAAACACAACAAUCCCAACUCUGACAAUCCAGGAAAGAAGGGGGCAGAGAACCCGCACACAAGAAUGUCUCGGGGAGAGAGGACAACGACUGAGCCAGGCCCGUCCACUGGGCUGACAACUGUAAACUACGCCUUCGCCUCCAACUACGUGACUGGAGAAAAACUGGGCAAAGGAGGCUUUGGGUCUGUCUUCAAGGGAAGACGCAUUUCCGAUGGCCUACAGGUGGCCAUCAAAGUUGUGUCAAAACAGGAAACCAAUACCCGAUAUCUCCGAAGUCCUGUUGACUCCAGGGCCGUGCCUGCGGAAGUGGCUCUGAUGCAGAUGGUGAACCAGCCACCUUUCUGCAAGAACAUCAUCCGGCUCAUCGAGUGGCUUGACGAGCCAGACCAAUACAUCCUGGUCCUGGAGCGCCCUGACCCUUGUGUGGACUUGUGGAGCUUCCUUGACAACUUAGGAGGUUACGCUGAUGAAGAGAUGGCCCGAACCAUGAUGCUCCAGGUCGUGGAGGCAGUGAGCCAGUGCAGCCUGCGAGGUGUCCUGCAUCGGGACAUUAAACUGGCGAACCUUCUGAUCAACACGGACACCUCAGAGGUCAAGCUGAUUGACUUUGGGUGUGGUGAUAAGAUCAAGAGAACGGGGUACACUCAAUAUAAAGGCACAUCAUUAUACUGCCCUCCUGAGUUUCUUCUAGAGCGCAGGUAUCAUGCCAAUCCUGCAACAGUUUGGUCACUUGGUGUCCUGCUGUUCAGGAUGGUUUGUGGAUACUUUCCCUUUGUUGAUAAAAUGGACAUCGUUCAAGGGCGUCUGGACUUCAGAGCUGGCCUAUCACAGGAAUGCCGUAAUCUGAUUGAAUGGUGCCUCAAGCACGACCAAUCCGAGAGGCCUAGUUUUGAGCAGAUCAGGCAGCAUGAGUGGUUCCAGCGCACCGUCCAAGGCUAG